This is a messenger RNA of Entamoeba invadens IP1, 3363 nucleotides long. RefSeq lists its product as hypothetical. The record is from RefSeq and is a predicted model, not a curated record. NCBI's taxonomy places the organism in Eukaryota, Evosea, Mastigamoebida, Endamoebidae. Bases 1 to 3363 code for a protein of 1120 amino acids. The transcript has a single exon.
AUGAGAAGUCACUUGGACCAAAACUCAAUGUUUAUCGUUUCAAAGUACUUUAAUAGUGAAAGUGAUUAUCUCAAUGUAAUUCAAGUCUCUUCAAAAUUUUCAACUAUUUUAAAUAAAUACACAAACAACCCAAUUUCAACUCAUAACAAAAAAUUGUUUCCAUCAAUGACUGUUCAGCAUAUACAUUCUGAAAGUGAUAUACUGCGCAUUGAUAUCAAGAAAAAGGUGAAUAGCACCGACUCAUUGUUCGUUGACAAGAAAACGUCACCAAGACGCCUAGCAACAUUUAUACUCAAAGAUCAUUCUAGUGUUAAACCGAAGCAAAAUGUUAUUUCUAAAAAUGUCCCAACAGAGCCAGAAAGUCGUGUCUCACUAUUUCAAUCAAACAACUUUAUAACUGGUCACUCGAAAAGAACAAAGUCAACACACAUAAUGGAAUAUGAGAGAAACGUGUUGUUGAAGAAAGACGAUUUGGUGAUACCCAAUAUGGAAACUACAGAGAAGUGUGGAUUACCAUUGGAAACAAAUUACAUUGACUUUGGAAUAAAUAGGAGCGAAAAUACAUUAAAAAAAUUUGUUCUAACCGGUGCAGUAACUAUACCACAAUAUUGUUUUGAAGAUAAAAUUGAGGCGACAUGUGUUUUUAUACCCACUUUUAUUACAGAAAUAGAGUGCUACGCGUUUAGUAAGUGUAAAAUGAAAACAAUGAAAAUAGCUGACAAUGUCAUUUCAAUAAAAAAUAACGCGUUUUCUAAUUGCUCUGAAUUACUCGAAAUAACACUACCAAAAAAAAUAAAAGAAAUUUCAAAUGGAUUAUUAGAUGGGUGUUUGAAAAUAACAAAAGUUAUUCUUCCAGACACCCCAACAUCAAUUGGAUCAUCUGCAUUUGCUAACUGCCACAAUUUGGAAAAUUUGAGUAUCCCACAAUCUGUUAUUAAAGUAAAAGAAAAUGCAUUUUCAAUGUGUAACAAAUUGAAAGAAUUGGUGUUUAAUGAAACGUGUGUGUUAACAAAAAUGACAUUUAACGGGUGCACUUCCCUCACCAAUUUAGUUGUUCCAACUUUAAAUGGAAAGGUGCGACAUUCUAUUGAUAAAGAGGAAGUUAAUGUAUUCAGUCCAUUUUAUCCAUAUAUAACACACGACGAUUCUUCUAUUAACAGUUUUAAAUUCACUGAAAACAGUGGUGAUCAUCACAAAAGUGUUUGCGAUCUGAAAGAUUUGAAGUAUCGAGUUGUUUUCUGCCAAGACGACGAAAAUGGGUUUGGGACUUUUGAUGAAUACGAAGGCAAAGAGGCACACAAAAUUAAGGUGGCGUAUAUUGGCGAAGAUACAACUCGAUUGGACCAACACAUGUUUUAUGGAAUGAGCAAUUUGGAGGAAGUGGUCUUAUCACCACUUUUUAAUGUAAUACCUAAAGACACUUUUAAGAACAUGCGAUGCUUAAGAAACGUUUUUAAGACUUUUAAUAUCACGAAAAUACAAAGUGGUUGUUUUGCUAAUUGUGUGCUGCUCCAAAAACUCGAUUUAAAAAAUUUGAUGAUUUUUGAAGAAAAUAGUAUUACUGGAUGUUCCUCUUUAACAUCAUUUGAACUUCCAAAUAUAAACAGAAAAAUUGCAUUUAAAGUGACUGCAAAAGAAGCCAAAAUUAUAGAAAAAUGUAAGUAUCAUAUAGUUACAAUCGUUGUAACACUUCCUGAAGAAGAAACAGAGUUAUUAGAGUUUAUUAAUGAAGAACACAUUAAUACGUGUACUAUAGAAAUUAGAGGCAAAUGCCCGAUCAUUGGGAAGAAAAACAUGAAAUAUAUCAUUCCAAAUAACGUAACAAAAAUAGGUAACAACUUUUUUGAUAAGGGAAUUAAAAAAAUAGACUUAGGAAAUGUUCGAGAAAUUGGAAAUUGUUGUUUUGGAGAAGAUGUUGAGGCAAUCACUUUGCCAUCAACGUUGACUCAUUUGGGCACAAACGUUUUUUCACUUUGCUCUAAACUAAAGUCCAUUAGUUGUAAUAACAAAAAAGGAUUUGACGCUUUUGUAACAAUAUCAGACAAAACUAUUCUUGAAAAGUUUGGUGUUAAAAUAGUGAAUGUCAUCCAAAUAGAUAACAAAGAAAAAGUCUCGUUUAAUGCAAGAAAAGACCACGAAAACGAUUCUUUUGACGAAUUUGAUACCUUCGCUGUGCCCGAUUUCUUCCAAAUUCUUGGGGAAAAGUGCUUCAGUGAUUUUCACUAUUUGAAAACAAUUGACUUGCCGCCAACAAUAACACAAAUUGAGUCGUUGUGUUUCAAAAAUUGUUAUUCCCUCGACACAAUUCGACUCCCAGUCAAUUUAAAAUCAAUUGGGCAUGAGGCAUUUUCAGAAUGUUCUUCGCUGACUUUGAUGUGCAUUCCUAAUGGAGUCACGUAUGUUGGCCACGAAGCCUUUUCUGGUUGUGUGUCGCUCAAAAAUGUGUUUGUUCCGAAGUGUGUGUACACUGAGCCGCGGGUGUUUCUUGGGUGUACAUCGCUUGUUUCUGUUGUCAUUUUAGAAAGUACGUGUGACAACGAAAUUUUCAAUUCGACGUAUGUGCAAUGCUCUAAUCUCAAAACUUUUGACAUUCCAAAGAACAUCACCAAAUUAGAGAGUUAUGGCUUUUGUGGGAUGGGAUCUCUUGAGAAGUUAAUAUUGCCUAAUGCUGUUAUUUCCAUCGGAAAUUUUUCAUUUUUAAAUUGCUCGUCGUUGUGUGAAAUUUGUAUUGGUAAGAACUUGGAGUGUAUUGGUGGACACGCCUUUGAAAAUUGUAUAAAUUUGAAUUCAAUUAGCAUUCCCGAAGCAGUCACCUUUAUCGGGAGUUAUGCGUUCAAAAAUUGUGUGAAUUUGACUUGUUUCAAGUGUGGCGAAAGCAUUCAAAACAUCUCAAAAAGUGCGUUCAGUGGGUGUUUGAAAUUGUCAACAUUUAUUGUAGGACAAGAGCAUUUGAGUCAAAUUUCGUUUCCAGUCAGUUAUGAAGUGUCGCAACUUUUGGAAACAAAAGAAACUCAUUUUAUUAAUGUUUUCUUCACAAGAAAAGAUGUGAAACCAUAUUUAAUAAUUACUAAUGAAGAUGGCAAACGAAAUGGACAAAUACCUCAAAGUGUAACACAUUUAGAUGAGUGUUGUUUCUUUGGGUAUAAAGAUGAUAAAUUGUCUGUGGAGAUUGGAAAGAAUAUCAAAUCAAUUGGGAGGUUUUGCUUCUCUAAUUCUAUCAAUGAAAAUAACAUUAAAAUAACAGAUAUUUCUUCUGUGGAAAUGGAAAUAGAUUCUUUCCAUUUUGUGGAAAAUUAUUAUACACAAGACCAACAACACACCCAAGAAGAAAAAACUUUAAAACAUUCAAAAAAUAACAAUUAG